CAACCAAUGCCCCACUGCCGCCGCCAAUGAACUGGAAAGCAAGGUCUCUGACCGAAUCAUUGUGAUUUAGGAGUUACGUUUUCAUUUCAAUUAUAAAAGACAAUACCACAGGAAGUGUACAACUUCCACGCUUCGAACCCUAAAAGUCGAGAAAACUAUCACAGUUUUAAUCCGCGUAAAAUACCAACUUCGUUCCACGGUUGUUGGGCCCAGUAUAAAUGAUCAACGCAAUUCUGAAAUGUCAUCAGUCGAACUGUGACGGUAAACCAUUAGCACGAUGUUAGUAACAGUGUUUAUACUUGCGUUUAGUGCAUUGGCGUGUGGACAGGAUAUGAAAAAAGUUGAGCUAGCCGAAGAAAAGACGCCGUACGAUUAUGUGAAUGAACGUUUAGACGCUAUUGGAAUGGAUGCACGUUCUGGAUUGCCAUUAUCAAAUUCGUACGAAGUGGAAGAAAGUGAAGACUACCCCGAGGCUAUCAAAGGUGCAGCGUCUAACGUUUUGAAUACAGUUACUGGUGUUGGUGGUAUUGGAUUGGGCCAAGGACUAGGUUUUGGUGGUCUAGGACUAGGAACAGGGAUAGGUCAAGGAAUAGGUAUCGGUUUAGGUGGUGUUGGAGGUUUAGGCGUCGGUGGUUUCGGGGUUGGAGGAAUUGGACUUAAUAACGGAGGAAUCGGAGUCAUUGGAGGACAAGGCAUUGGUGCAGGCGGCGUAGGCCUGCCUAACGGGAUCGGUUAUAUUAACCCCGGACUUGCCGGUCUUGGAGGAUUUGGAGGUAUUGGGGUUGGGAAUGGUUACCUAUACCAUCCUAUCUUGGGAGCUGCCGGAGGUGGUUAUUUAGAUAAGAAAGCUUACGACGCUGCGCAGAAAAAGGACGCCGAUGAAAACAUUGAAAAGGUAGAAAAGAAGGUAGAGGAAGAAGCGAAACACGGCCAGGAAGGAUUCCAGCAGGCAGCAGAAGCGGCAAAAUCCGAAAAAGGAGAAUCUGGUUUCUACAAAGGAGAAGAGGCGAAAAAGAAAGCGGCCGGAGAUGAGAAGUUUUACGAAGGUGGACAGAAAAUCGAUAAACAAGGUGCUAACGAAGAACAUGUCAAGAAAGCAAAGAGUCAUAAGAAAGGUCACGUGAGCAAAGGAUUCAAGACCUCCAGUAGUAAGAAUGAGGAAGAAAAAUCUGAAAGCUUCUACGACGAGGCUCAUGAUGAAGCCGAUCAUAAAGUCUCCGGACAGAACGCAGGUUCAUUCGGAGAGCAGUCGCAGCAUGGAUUCAAAGGUGCACAUGAAGAGAAGGUACUCGAUGCUAACUCGCAAGGCAAAGAAGGUCACCACUUAUCUGAACAUAAACUUGACGAUACUAAAGCUAAUAAGGGCGAGUUUCUUCAGAAAGGGUACAAAGGUGGUGCGGAACAAUUGGAGAAGUUUAACAACUUGGGUGCCCACUCUAUACACGGUCAUCAGGAGGCAUCCGGGGGAUACCAACAGAACAAAGCUAUACUGCCAAUCCAUUGACGAAAUACCAUCCAUACGAAAACCUGCGAUUGUUUUGUUACAACUGA
This is a messenger RNA of Papilio polytes (common Mormon), 1551 nucleotides long. Its product is annotated as ATP-dependent RNA helicase glh-1-like. NCBI's taxonomy places the organism in Eukaryota, Metazoa, Arthropoda, Insecta, Lepidoptera, Papilionidae. The coding region runs from base 278 to 1504 and encodes 408 amino acids. The record is from RefSeq and is a predicted model, not a curated record. The transcript has 3 exons.